Molecule: messenger RNA, 1314 nt
Organism: Myotis daubentonii (Daubenton's bat)
Lineage: Eukaryota; Metazoa; Chordata; Mammalia; Chiroptera; Vespertilionidae
Product: N-acetyllactosaminide beta-1,6-N-acetylglucosaminyl-transferase-like
Biological process (GO): transforming growth factor beta receptor signaling pathway
Cellular component (GO): membrane
Molecular function (GO): acetylglucosaminyltransferase activity
Source: RefSeq, a predicted model, not a curated record
GCGGGGGAAUGGGAAAUGAAAGAAAAGAGAUCUGAGAAACUAAAUCUGCAGGGGAAAGCAGUUAGCAGAGUUUUAGUGAAACAGCUCGCAGAUGCAAGCCCGGAAGCAGAGGGAGGGAGCAAGGCUGGGCUUAAGAACCUGCUGCUGGGAUUUAGACAAAGGCGUUUUGAGAGAGGCAGAGAACCAGGCGGGAUCAGUUGCUAAUGUCAGCAUGGGGACGGAGCCUGCAGCUGGACUCCCGGCAUGAAACUGAAUACAUUCCCAGCGUCUCCUUCAGGGUAGAAAUGGCUGGAGCAUGUACCAAAAUAAGAACUCAGAGGAAAAAGUAAGUUUGGGAAAAGACUUACAGAUUUCCACCGUCUUUGAAAUCUUGCUCUUCUGUGAGGCAUGUCUUCAUCGAUGCGUUACCUUUUUAUAGUUUCUGUCUCUUGUGUCAUAAUUUUUAUCGUGUUCUAUGUGUUCAUAUUUGGGGGAGAGCAAGGCUUCCAGAGGCUGAAUAAUUCGGACACUCUGAUGCUGACUCAAGUUUGCGCAUCCUUUAUCAAAGGCAAAACACCUUUCCUGUGGCGAGACAAACUGAUGAUCUAUCAGAAGCCUUCUUGCAGAGAAUAUCUGACCCAGAGCCACUACAUCACGGCCCCAUUAUCCAAAGGAGAGGCUGGGUUCCCUUUGGCAUACAUAAUGGUCAUCCAUCACAAUUUUGAUACCUUUGUAAGGCUCUUCAGAGCUAUUUACAUGCCCCAAAAUGUCUACUGCGUCCAUGUGGACGAAAAGGCAACAGCUGAAUUUAAAGAUGCGGUGGAGCGAUUGCUGAGCUGCUUCCCGAAUGCCUUUCUGGCUUCCAAGAUGGAGCCGGUUGUCUAUGGUGGGAUCUCCAGGCUCCAGGCGGACCUGAACUGCAUCAAAGACCUGGUGGCCUCCGAGGUCCCGUGGAAGUACGCCAUCAACACCUGUGGGCAAGACUUCCCCCUGAAAACCAACAAGGAAAUAGUUCAGUAUCUGAAAGGAUUUAAAGGGAAAAACAUUACCCCGGGGGUGCUGCCUCCGGCUCAUGCUAUUGGACGGACUAAAUAUGUCCACCGAGAGCAUCUGGGCAAAGAGCUUUCCUAUGUGAUAAGAACCGCAGCUCUGAAGCCGCCCCCUCCCCAUAACCUCACCAUUUACUUCGGCUCUGCCUAUGUUGCUCUGUCAAGAGAAUUUUCCAACUUUGUUCUCCGUGACCCACGGGCUGUUGAUCUGCUCCAGUGGUCCAAGGACACUUUCAGUCCUGAUGAGCAUUUCUGGGUGACGCUCAAUAGGAUUCCAGGUAUGUGA